Aspergillus wentii DTO 134E9 is the source of this 1326-nucleotide messenger RNA. Its product is annotated as thermophilic desulfurizing enzyme family protein. Bases 1 to 1326 code for a protein of 441 amino acids. The transcript has 3 exons. Gene Ontology annotation, biological process: L-leucine catabolic process. Gene Ontology annotation, molecular function: 3-methylbutanoyl-CoA dehydrogenase activity; flavin adenine dinucleotide binding. The record is from RefSeq and is a predicted model, not a curated record. Lineage: Eukaryota; Fungi; Ascomycota; Eurotiomycetes; Eurotiales; Aspergillaceae.
AUGUCAAACAUCGCUACUCUCCAGAAUCAUCCCACUCCAAACCCCCCUCCACCAUCAUCGGACCCCGCCAUUUAUCAAGCUCACCAUGACGCAUUCGCGGCAGAGGGGCAACCCACUACCACCGCCGGAUGGCUGGAGCGGGCUCAAAAAGUAGCCGAGAUCUAUGCCCCGGAUGCUGGAGCCAGAAGCAAGGAGCAGAAGAUCCCGCGAGCUGAGAUUGCCCUGCUCAAGAGCUCGGGACUGCUCAAGGUCUUGGGUGAUGUCAAAUAUGGUGGCGGUGGUCAGAACUGGGAAACGGGAUACAAGGUCAUCCGAGAAGUUGCCGCUGGUGACGGAUCCAUUGGUAUGCUCCUGGGAUACCACUUACUGUGGUCAACCACUGCACGCAUCGUCGGAACACCAGAGCAACAGGAACGAGUUGAGAAGCUUAUCAUCGAAAAUAACCACUUUGUGGGAGGUGCUGUAAACCCUCGCGACAAUGACAGCCGUGUCACUCGUGCACCAUCAGGAGACGGCCUCGUUUUCACUGGUUUCAAGAACUUCAACACAGGUGGAGUGAUUUCGGAUCUUACAGUACUGGAAGGUGUCUACGAGGAUACCGAGGGCCACAUCUUUGCGAUCGUGCCAACCAACCAGCCAGGAAUCAUCUUCUCUCACAACUGGAACAACAUCGGCCUGCGUCUCACCGAGUCUGGCUCUGUUAAGAUCGAUCAAGUCCCUAUCGCUUGGGAAGAUGCGCUGGGAUGGUCUGCAGAGACAAAGGCACCAAUUCCUGAAGUCCUCCAGGUGCCAUUCGCGUCUCUUCUCUUGCCCAGUAUCCAGCUAGUCUUCGCCAACUUCUACAUUGGCAUUGCCCACGGUGCUCUCCGGACAGCUCGUCACUACACCAGAACUCAGACACGCCCGUGGCCAUUCACCCAUGACCCCAAGCAGAGUGCGACCGACGAACAUUAUGUUCUUGCUCGCUAUGGAAGAUUCCUUGCCUCUCUUCGCGCUGCCGACACCCUUGCUGACCGGGCCGGAAAGGAGAUUACCGAUGCGUUCCACGAGCACGGUAGUAAGAGGGAUAUCACCGCCCGUCAACGUGGAGAGGUGGCCGAAUGGGUUGCCAGCGUUAAGGUGACUGCAACGCAUACUGCUUUGGAAGUGACUGCAGGCGUAUUCGAAGUCACCGGUGCCAGAUCCACAGCAGAGAAGUAUGGAUUCGAUCGCUUCUGGAGAGACGUUCGAACACACACUCUGCAUGAUCCAGUAGCCUACAAGGAGUCGGAGUUGGGUAGAUUCUUCUUGCUGGAUGAGGUCCCAACCCCGACAUGGUACACUUGA